Rotaria sordida is the source of this 573-nucleotide messenger RNA. The record is from the annotation of a GenBank genome assembly. NCBI's taxonomy places the organism in Eukaryota, Metazoa, Rotifera, Eurotatoria, Philodinida, Philodinidae.
AUGGAUUCUGAUGGUGAUGAUGAUCAAGUUUUAGUAAAUACUGCACUUGAUUAUACAAAACUUGAUGCAAUAAAUCAACGACGUCAAACUGAACAUAUUAAUCAAUUCUUACUUAAUACAGUUCAUUUUUUUAAUACAUUCGGCGCACAAGUUGAAAAUAAAUUUCAAAAACUUGAAAUUAAUUUACAACGUAUUGAAGCUGAUUUUGCAAUUCUUGAUUCUAAACUUCGUUCAACACCGGGAUAUCAACAACUUGAUCUUACCGAUGUUUUAAGCCCAACAACAUCAGCAACUACUCCACAACAAACAAAUGUAUCAGCAACGACUACAAUUCCACCUCCCGCUCCACCAUUAUCAACUGGGGGACCACCGCCGCCACCACCAACCGGAGGUCCACCACCACCUCCUCCACCUCCGCCUCCUCCACCUGAACCAGAAAAAGUAGAAGAUCCUCGAACGGAGAAAUAUCGAAAAAUGUUGGCUGUGCGUGUACCACGUGAUGCUGUUCGACAUAAAAUGAUUGGUGAAGGUUUAGAUCAAGCUACUAUCGAAUCUGUUAUCGGUCCAGAUUAA